This is a messenger RNA of Polistes dominula (European paper wasp), 1674 nucleotides long. RefSeq lists its product as uncharacterized. The record is from RefSeq and is a predicted model, not a curated record. NCBI's taxonomy places the organism in Eukaryota, Metazoa, Arthropoda, Insecta, Hymenoptera, Vespidae. Gene Ontology annotation, molecular function: RNA binding.
UGGCGCUAGUAGUAAUACCACAUUUUCCGGUUAACCUCAACAUACUAAAAGGUGCUACUUAGUAUCUUGUGACGAUAUACUUUGUAUAGAAACUUCUAUAAACGAUUGUAUUCGUUAUAAAUAAAUAAACAAGUAAACAAACAUGACGAAAAAAUUAAAGAAAAGGCCUUUGAAUGAAAAUACCGUUGUGGUAGAAAAAUCUGAGAAAGAAGAUGGUAAUAAGGAUUUGUCAUCGACACCUCCAAAGAAACAAAAACUACACGUGGUUGCUGAUACAAAUGCAAAACCUCAAAAAGCACAAAAUAAGGUUAACGUGAAUAAACCUAAAAAGGAUAAGAUUAAAAAUAAAAAGAACGUAACAUCUCCCAAAGUUAAUGAUGAUAACAAAGAAAGUCAAAAUGGUGAUGAUGGAUCAACUGUACAGAGUAUAUCAAAGAAAGCGAACAAAGAAAAGAAUAAGUCACCCUCUACUGUUAAAACAAACGCUAAACCUAAAUUAACUUUGGAACAAGUUAAAGAAAAAAUUAAAGAAUUAAAAAGUAGAGAAACUUUAUCUAAAACUGCCAAGAAAAAGUUAGCUGGUUUAAACAAAAUAUUGGAAGUAUUGAAAAAUGAAACUGUUGACAAAUCAAACGAUGCUACUAGCAAUAAACUCACAAUUAAAGAUAAUAUUACACAGAGUGUUGCUAAUAACAAAGGUAAGAAGAAAGUUGAUAAAGUUGUAAAAGAUACAAAAUUGCAGCCAGCUAAAUCUGCCAAUAAAAAGAAAUCUAAGGAACAGAAAAUUGUUAAACAACAAAAAGAUGAGGAUGAGAAUGAGGUCGAAGAUGAGGUUGAAGAUGAGGUUGAAGAUGAAGACGAAGAUGAAGAUGAAGAUGAUAAAAAGAAUAAACUUCAAGUAAAAUCCAAAAAGCCACUUAAUAAAGUGAAACAAGUAAAAGAGGAUGAUGAUGAGGAUGAUGAUGAGGAUGACGAUGACGAUGAAGAUGAUGAUGAUGAGAAAGCGGAAGAAGAAGAAGAGGAUAAUGAAACUGUUAAUGAAAAUGUAAAAACAAAAGGAAAAGGAAAAGAAGGCAAAGAGAAAGUAGCAGAUAAAAAAUUAAAGAAAAACGAAGCUACAAAUAACAACAAAAAUCAACCACCCAAGAAAAAGAGAUUCGUUCUUUACGUUGCAAAUCUACCAUACACUGCUACUGCGAAUGAAAUUAGAAAUCAUUUUCUAACAAAAGUUAGUUCGGUAGCUGAUGUGAGAAUACCUAAAAAAGUAGGCUCUAAUCAGUCUCGAGGAUUUUGUUACAUCGAACUCGAAAAUCAAGAAGAUUAUGAGAGAGGACUCUCAUUGAAUCGUUCAGUUCUUCAAAACCGAAUGUUGACCGUACAAUACACCACUGAUAGUAAACGCGAGAAUGCUAAACAAAUCAUCGCAGCUAAAAACAAAAAAUUAGCUGCUCUGAGAGAUCAAGGAAAAUUAGCUGGAAGUCACAAAAAAACGGACAAGAAGUUUAAAAAAGGAUUUAAAAAAAAUACAGAGUCAUCGAUGACUUAGUUAUUUUAUAUUAGAAACGAAAAAAAAACAAUACAAUUAAUUGUAUUGAAUAACAAACAACCUGUUAAACUUAAUUUUUCAUUUCCCAUUAAUUUUUAUUAUUAACAAUCAUAUAUAUAUAUAUAUAC